Molecule: messenger RNA, 1194 nt
Organism: Cladophialophora psammophila CBS 110553
Lineage: Eukaryota; Fungi; Ascomycota; Eurotiomycetes; Chaetothyriales; Herpotrichiellaceae
Exons: 2
Coding region: 1-1194 (397 amino acids)
Molecular function (GO): protein binding
Source: RefSeq, a predicted model, not a curated record
AUGAAGAUAGGUGAUCCGACAUAUCGAGGUGCACAAGUCCAUCUCCCGCUUGAAGUCGCCACGCUCAUAAUGGCAUAUGUGGCUUCGGGCCAUGAUCCUGACACUCAAACAUCAUUAUGGGCAUGCUGUUUGGUGUCCAAGACCUGGUAUGCCGCCUCUGUCCCCCAUCUCUACAACCGGCCCUUUCUUUCCAGCUGGAACUUCGACCUUUUCACUCGGACGAUAUGCCCCGCGGCACAGCCCCGGAGAUCGCGUGUCGGUCUUGAAAAUAUGAUUAAACAUCUUGACAUGAGUCGUCUCGCGUACGAGAGCACCAAUAGUCUCACGGCCCGUCUUAUCAACCGGAUCAAGUCGUCGCUGGAGAGUUUUGCUACGCCAGCAGUCACUUUCUCGGUUUCAUCAUUGGCUUCAUUGUCUAAAUGUGUGAAUUUGCGUCAUCUAGACAUGUCAGCAGAUUCUUACUCGAUACAGCUGCGCGACCUUUUCGAUGCCAUAGCUAAGCUUAAACGUUUGACAUCUCUGAGUCUGCCAAGAGGAAUCAAAUUUAGAGCAGAGUAUCUUCCGUGGGAAAACCUGAAAUGGCCAGAGAAGUUGACGCGUCUACAUGCCACCGAUCUGAUGUGUUCUCGAUCCAUGGACUGGGACAUGCUGUUUGAAAGCUGGCCCAGGACUCUGAAAACACUGACUUUUCCGAUGUCGGACGUCUUAUUACACUGUCAAAAAAGAGUGGACCAUGUUCAACGCCUAGAGUUGACUGAUUCUAGAGGAUCAGGUGAUGACAGCUAUAACCUGUUCGAUAUCCUCCAAGUCUUUCCAAGUCUCCAAGAACUGAUCGUUCCCGCCGAUGUGGCACGGAGAACCCUCAACGAACUUCCGGUAGAGGCAGAAGGAACGGCGGCCACAACCGCCCCUCUGGAAAUAUUGAGGAUCACCCCGACACCUUAUCCAAAAUGGUACCUUCACAGCCAAGGCCGUGUACAUGUCGAACCGGACUUUGAGGCCUUUCGCAGGUUGGCCGUGCUCCCUCGACUUCGGAGGCUGGAAAUGCCGAAGUCCCUCACGACCUGCAACCGAGACGGAGACGAAACCUGGUUCGAGGAGCUCUCACGCAGGAUCGAGAAACGCGCAGACCAAGACCAGCGAAGCUCUUCGGGCAUUUUCCUGGUGGAUGAUUUGGAGGCUACGGAAAUAUGA